Microplitis demolitor is the source of this 1189-nucleotide messenger RNA. RefSeq names its product protein SEC13 homolog (gene Sec13). The record is from RefSeq and is a predicted model, not a curated record. Gene Ontology annotation, molecular function: structural molecule activity; protein binding. The coding region runs from base 151 to 1086 and encodes 311 amino acids. The transcript has 3 exons. Gene Ontology annotation, cellular component: COPII vesicle coat; nuclear pore outer ring. NCBI's taxonomy places the organism in Eukaryota, Metazoa, Arthropoda, Insecta, Hymenoptera, Braconidae. Gene Ontology annotation, biological process: positive regulation of TOR signaling; COPII-coated vesicle budding; protein import into nucleus.
GCACGCGUCACUGAUGUGUUCCUCCACGUAUGACAGACUGACUUAGCCUUAAAAAUACAAGAUUAUCAACAGAAAAACGGCGUUAAAAAUUAAAUUAAUUAUUAAAUAAUAUUUAUAUUCCAUUAAAAAGUUUAAAUAAUAAAAAACAAAAUGGUGUCGGUAUUAAAUACAGUUGAUACGGGGCACGAAGACAUGAUCCAUGACGCAGAAAUGGACUAUUAUGGACUGAGGUUAGCAACAUGUUCCAGUGACAAUUCUGUUAAAGUAUUUGACCUAAAAAAUGGAUCACAGAGUCUGGUUGCUGAUCUCAAAGGUCACGAUGGACCUGUCUGGCAAGUGGCCUGGGCGCAUCCUAAAUUUGGUAACAUUCUUGCGUCUUGUAGUUAUGACAGGAAGGUGAUGAUUUGGAAAGAACUUGGAGAAUGGACAAAAAUCUAUGAGCACACGAGUCAUGACUCAUCAGUAAACUCCGUGGCCUGGGCACCUCAUGAGUUUGGUUUAAUUCUCGCAUGCGGAAGUUCUGACGGUUCAAUAUCAAUACUUACCAACAACGGUGACAGCUGGAGCACCCAAAAGAUACCAAAUGCUCACACGAUUGGUUGCAAUGCUGUCAGCUGGUGUCCAGUCAUUGACCCGACUUUUGACGCAGCUUCACAUCAGAGGAUUGGAACCAUCAAGAGACUCGCCACCGGUGGCUGCGACAAUUUGGUAAAGAUCUGGAGGGAAGAAGGUGACCGUUGGAUUGAGGAAAAUAAAUUGGAGGCUCACAGCGACUGGGUUCGUGACGUGGCAUGGGCACCAGCAGUCGGGCCACCACGAGCUGCCUUAGCUUCCUGCUCCCAAGACAGACGUGUCGUCGUCUGGACAUCCUCAGACUACGCCAGCUGGAAACCCAACGUAUUGAAUGUCUUCGACGACGUGAUCUGGAACGUCAGCUGGUCGUUGACCGGCGGCAUACUCGCGGUCAGCGGUGGAGACAACAAAGUGUCGCUCUGGAGAGAAAACUCCGAAGGACAGUGGUCUUGUAUCUCGGAAUUAAACAAAGGACAGGGCAACCUCAACAAUGCUGACCAACGAGUCCUAUAGUACCACAUAUUAGCUUACAAUAUCAAUUAAAAUGUAUCAUAAUUAUUUCUUAUCCUUAUUUUUGUUUUCUUUUUCAUAAAUGUACGCUUUUAAUUAGAGAAUA